CGGACCGCCAGUUAGGCGCUUUGCCUCUUCUGCUUUGGUAUUUGGCGUUCUUUCAAUUUAGUUCAGUAAUACAGUCACGUUCUAGAUUUUAUUGAAGUGUAACUUUUUAAAACGAAAGAUUCAUAUUUGAAAACGAGUUCGUGUAUUGUGUGUUUAUUCCUUUAAAAGCGUAUUAAUAUACAAAAUGAAUCCGUAUCAACAAGGCCAAUCGGGGUAUCCGCAACAGCCAUACCUACAUAACAUUGGAUUUUGCAACACGGCUCCACAGUCGUUCGGAAAUCCGAUGCCAAUGGCGGGGUUUCCUACAAUGGGGUAUCCUCCGCCACAGCCAGGAUAUCCUGCAGCGUCCGGUUAUCCUCAACCCAGCCAGCCCUACCCACAACAAAAUACUGGGUAUCCCCCAAGUCAGGGCUAUCCUAAUAAUGCUCAGGGGUAUACCCAAUCUGCUCAGGGAUACCCUCAAACUGCUCAAGGAUAUCCACCAUCUGCUCAAGCAUACCCACAAUCAGCUCAAGGAUACCCACAAGCUCAAACAGGGUACUCCCAGGCAAGUCCGGGUUAUCCACAGACCGAUAAAUAUCAGAGCUACCCACCCCAUAAUCAGUCUCAGUCACAAAGCCAACAAACUUACAGUGUAUCAUCAAACCCAAUGGCAAACACUCCUGAGUCCAAACCGACCGUGGUGCCGGCGAAUCCUUUCGACCCGCGUGAAGAUGCAGCGGUCCUUCGCAAGGCUAUGAAAGGUUUCGGCACUGAUGAGAAGGCCAUCAUACAAGUGCUGACACGCCGCAGCAACGAGCAGCGCCUGCGCAUCGCAUUCGAAUUCAAGACUCUUUAUGGAAAGGAUCUUGUGUCGGACUUGAAGAGCGAAACGAGCGGCAAGUUCGAGGAUCUGUUGGUGGCGCUGAUGACACCAUUACCUCAGUUCUACGCUAAGGAGCUGCACGAUGCCACCGCUGGUAUUGGCACUGAUGAGGACGUGCUCAUCGAGGUUAUGUGCACAAUGUCCAACCAUGAGAUACAUGUCAUCAAGCAGGCGUACACCGCCAUUUAUGGGACCUUGCUCGAGGAUGAUCUGCGCGGUGACACUUCGGGCAACUUCAAGCGGCUGAUGACGUCACUCUGUAUGGGUAACAGAUCUGAAGAUUUCCACGUAGAUCAACAAAAAGCUAGAGAAGACGCAAGAAGCUUGUUGCAAGCAGGUGAGCUGCGCCUGGGCACAGAUGAGUCGGUGUUCAACGCAGUGUUGUGUUCGCGUUCAUUCCCACAGCUGGCUGCCAUCUUCCAGGAGUACCACUUCCUCACCGGACACGACAUCGACGAUGCCAUCAAGGCGGAGUUCUCCGGAGAUCUGGAGAAAGCCUUACGAGCUAUCGUGAAAGUUGUCCGCAACAAGCCGCUGUUCUUCGCAGAACGUCUGCACAAGUCUAUGAAGGGUCUUGGUACUAACGACCGUCAGCUCAUACGUAUCAUGGUGACUCGCUGCGAAGUCGAUCUCGGAGACAUCUCCAACAUGUUCCACUCCAAGUAUGGAGAGACAUUGCAGAGCUGGAUCGAGGGCGACUGUUCCGGUCAUUACAAGAAAUGUUUACUGGGUUUGCUCGGCCUUUAUUAAGCGUUCUCUUCAUCUAACAUAAACAUAGUACAUAAAUACAUCUGAUGUCUAGUGCAUAUA
This is a messenger RNA of Papilio machaon (common yellow swallowtail), 1675 nucleotides long. RefSeq names its product annexin B9 (gene Anxb13). NCBI's taxonomy places the organism in Eukaryota, Metazoa, Arthropoda, Insecta, Lepidoptera, Papilionidae. The coding region runs from base 185 to 1615 and encodes 476 amino acids. The record is from RefSeq and is a predicted model, not a curated record. The transcript is spliced from 9 exons. Gene Ontology annotation, cellular component: cytoplasm. Gene Ontology annotation, molecular function: calcium-dependent phospholipid binding; calcium ion binding.